AUGAGUACGAAUACAGAAAUAAUAAAAAGUAGUGAUUUGCAAAGUUUAAUCGACGAUGAGAGGAGGUUGGUUAAUGAAAUAAAAGAAUUUAACAAAUCAAUCAAACCUUUGGAGUUUGAAUCAUAUCAGGAUUAUUUUCUGAUAAAAACGUUCAAAAAAGGAAUUUCUGCCAGUGGCCAUGUGGACAUUGACAGUUUAAGAAAUAAAGAAUAUGGAAUUUAUUACAAGAAAAUUAAGAGGAACUCUACACAAGACGUUGGUGAGCCUAUCCCGCGGAAUUCGUCAUCUUCCUCCUCUUCUACUAGAUCAAAUUCGUCAAUUGACAUUAGCGAUACAGAAUAUUCAGGUGAGAACACUCCUGCAACUGCUGGUACCAGCAGUCGAAGAAGACGUACCAGAUCUCGAGCUAUUCAGAGAGAAAACAGUUUACCGGCAUCAUUACCCUCAAUUAGUGAGGACAAAGUAGACAAUGACGAUGGUACCAUUUCAGAGCUAAAUGGCAGUGAAUUGCCAUUUCCAAUUCCAAUAUCAGAGGUGGAAAAUAUUGAUAUUGCUUCAGAUAUAACUGAAAGGGAUGGUAUCAGAAGAAGAUCGUCAAGAAUAUCAGAAAGAGACAAAAGACGUUCGCAGUAUAGACUGGGGUCAGAAGAAGAUGAAGAAGGCGGUGGACAUGACAUGGAUGAAGGGGAGACCAAAAUCCAAGACCUAUAUGAAAGCUUGGUGCCCAAAAUUUUAGAGCCACGCAGGAGAUCUGAUUGGAUUUUACCUCCUAAAGCAAGGUAUACACCUGAGAAGCAAAUGAGAACCAAACCGUCAUUUAAGAGCAUAAAGAUUAAUGAACUUGUCGGGAGUAAAAGAAUACGAAGCAUAUUAUCUCGAUUUGAAGGUGGAGUGGCGGGUAUACGUAAAAGAGAUUGGGACUCUACCCAAUAG
Molecule: messenger RNA, 933 nt
Organism: Saccharomyces paradoxus
Lineage: Eukaryota; Fungi; Ascomycota; Saccharomycetes; Saccharomycetales; Saccharomycetaceae
Gene: RFM1
Product: Rfm1p
Exons: 1
Coding region: 1-933 (310 amino acids)
Source: RefSeq, a predicted model, not a curated record